Messenger RNA from Colletotrichum destructivum, 1233 nucleotides. RefSeq names its product Putative Zinc finger C2H2-type. The record is from RefSeq and is a predicted model, not a curated record. Bases 1 to 1098 code for a protein of 365 amino acids. Lineage: Eukaryota; Fungi; Ascomycota; Sordariomycetes; Glomerellales; Glomerellaceae. The transcript has 4 exons.
AUGAAAUCGUACUUCAUCUUGUUGUCUAGUUUCUGGGACUUGUAUGACUUGAUAAAACCACAAACAACAGUUGAAUUCUUUUUGGUGAUGUUCAGUGUGUCUAUCCAGUGUUCUUCGACUUCCCAAGAGCCAUCGACUCCAGGUAUCAAUUCGGAUGUACAGAUCGAUGAUGUGUUUUCGGUUUCAAGUUGGUUCCUGUCGUGCUACCCGGCGGCCAUCAAGAGGGGAACCAAAUUCAGUUUCACUCUGCAUUGCCUCGGAAAACAGCCCCUUGAGUAUAAAGCUUGUCUUCGCCCAACACAUGUCUUUUCCUCCUUCUCCUCCUCACGGCCGGCACUCGUGGUGCUAAGCCACUCGCUCCUUACCACAAUCUUUAUCGCCGACCGUUUUCCUCGUUCUCUUUGGUUUUAUAGCUUCGGGCCUCUUAUUCUUGGACAUUGGAUCUUUUCUUGUGCCAUCAAUCAAGCCAGCAGGCCUACCACUCCUUCGUUCCAUCGGGUAGUCCUUCAUCAUCAUCUUGCUACCUUUGAGACCGUUGAUCCUUCGUGGAUCCAGACCGGGAGCUGCGGGCCUCUUGAUGAAUACGACUGGAGCCUUUCGUCGACUUCAUGUGUGCCUGCUGGGCAGCAUAAUGGGAAGAAGAGAAACAAUGCGCCAGAUUUGCCCGAGCACGAUGGGAGCAUCACUCCCGACCCGUCUUUACCACAAAAUCAAGAAAAUGUCGAGCGCGGCAUCGAGCAACGCCUAGAGGCCAACACACCGAUUCCCGGGCCGGUUGACAGACAGCCAAAUGCACUGCGGUGCUCCGAGUGCGGAUGCAUCCACACACACCGAUACUCUUUGAAUCGGUGUAAAGUGAAACACCUCAGACCGUUCAAGUGCGGCGUGGGAGACUGCGCCAAAGGCUUUUAUCUGAACAAGGACUGCGUUCGCCAUCGCAAGGCCAAACAUCCCGAGACGGUGGGGAACAUCACGCGGUAUUUCUGCCCUUAUUCGGGCUGCAAACAUGCCGAAGGAAAAGGCCACGGAUGGUUGAGGAAAGACAACUGGAGGAGGCAUGUUAAUACACAACACCGCGGCCUGCAAAAAGCUCGGUAGUCGAGCUUCUUUUGAACGUACCGGCGUCUAAAUCUUUGCCCAAUACACAUGCCAUGCUCUACCAAAUUCACUAUGGCCAUACGCCACUGUUGUUCUGAUUGAUGCCAAACAGAGCCCCUGACGGCCGCCAAAUAC